Aspergillus sclerotioniger CBS 115572 is the source of this 1485-nucleotide messenger RNA. RefSeq lists its product as uncharacterized. NCBI's taxonomy places the organism in Eukaryota, Fungi, Ascomycota, Eurotiomycetes, Eurotiales, Aspergillaceae. The transcript is spliced from 6 exons. The record is from RefSeq and is a predicted model, not a curated record. Gene Ontology annotation, molecular function: catalytic activity; FAD binding. The coding region runs from base 1 to 1485 and encodes 494 amino acids.
AUGUCCAUUCCCCAGAAAACAACCGUCCUCGUCAUCGGCGGCGGACCAGGCGGCUCUUACACUGCCUCUGCUCUAGCCCGAGAGGGCAUCGACACUGUUGUGCUAGAAGCGGAGGUAUUUCCCCGCUACCACAUCGGAGAAAGCCUAGUCGCAUCCAUCCGACCAUUCCUCAAAUUCAUCGAUCUAGACGAAACCUUUGUCAAUUAUGGGUUUGUUCGCAAGAACGGCGCCGCCUUCAAACUCAACAACCAAAAAGAAGCCUACACCGACUUCAUCCUCACCGCCGGCGCCGACACCUUCGCCUGGAACGUCAUCCGCUCCGAAUCCGACGAGCUGAUGUUCAAACACGCCGCCAAAAGCGGCGCUCAAACCUUCGACGGCGUCCGAGUCACAUCCAUCGAAUUUGCUGCCUCGGCUGAGACUGACAACGAGGGAAACCCUACCCCAGACAGACCCGUCUCAGCGACCUGGAAAACCAAAGACGGCCGCACGGGCUCCAUCACCUUCGACUACCUCGUCGACGCGAGCGGUCGAGCCGGACUCACCAGCACCAAGUACCUCAAGAACCGGACCUUCAACAACUAUCUCAAGAACGUGGCGAGCUGGGGAUACUGGACCGGAGCGACUCCAUACGGAAUGGGAACGCCCGUCGAAGGACAGCCCUUUUUUGAGGCCUUGCAGGACGGCAGCGGCUGGGUCUGGUUCAUCCCCCUGCACAACAACACCACUUCCAUCGGCAUCGUAAUGAACCAAUCCCAAAGCACUCAAAAAAAACGCCUCUCCACUGCCACCUCCACCCGAGACUUCUACCUCGAGUCCCUAAUCGGCGCAAAGGGCAUUUCGCGCCUCCUGGACCCAGCCAAAUUAACCAGCGAAAUCAAACACGCCUCCGACUGGUCCUACAACGCCUCAUCCUACGGCAGUCCCUACCUCCGUAUCGUCGGCGACGCAGGGGCCUUCAUCGACCCGUAUUUCUCCUCCGGCGUACAUCUCGCCAUCUCGGGGGGAUUAUCGGCCGCUGUGUCCAUCGCUGCGUCUAUCCGGGGCGAUUGUGUCGAGGAGGUAGCGUGGAGGUGGCAUUCGCAGGGAGUGGCGAAUCGGUAUGGACGGUUUUUGUUGGUGGUGCUUGGUGCGACGAAGCAGAUUCGGGCGGGGGAUAGGGCGGUGUUGAAUUCAGAGGAUGGGGAGGGGUUUGAUGAGGCUUUUAUGGUUAUUAGGCCUGUUAUUCAGGGGAUUGCGGAUGUGCAGGGGAAGGUUUCGGCCAAGGAUGUGUAUGAUGCGGUGACGUUUAGUACGAAUGUGGUGGGGACGGGGGUGGAGAAGGAGAAGGGGGAGUUGGAUACGGAUGAGAAAGAGGUGGGCAGGGUGAUGAAUAGUUUGGCUAAGGCAUAUAAGGCGACGGAUGUGUGGGAGGGGUUGAUGGCGAGGCUGGAGAGGGGGAAUUUGGGUUUGAGGGGGGUGGAGGAGGUUGUGUCACAGCCCUGA